AUGGUGCCGAAGACUUGUGAUCACUGCAACUGGACUAAAGAGAAAGGCAUCAGUGAUGCGCCGCCAUGUGCCAGAUGUAGUCGUCUGAAGAUCUCAGAAUCCACGUCUCGUCGUUAUAAACGCAUGAAAUAUCGAUCUGCGGUCCAACCCUUCCCACAUAGGGAGAGUUCCAAAGUUGAGUGCCAGCAGCCUAGGGACUCUGAGGGAAGCGACAGCGAUGCUUCAUCAUCCGCACUCAGUCAGUUUAGCUCUCCGGUCGCGGCCGGAGACGCUUUGACACCAGAAAGUACCGACUUUAUGAUCAUUUCACCAGAGAGAUUACUGGCCUCCCCAACAAACCUCCAGACAGCAUCUGACGCGCUGCGUAUCGUCAUGGACUUUGAAAAGUUCUCGGUCAUCCAUUCACCUUUUAUGCUGGGAAGUCGCUUCAUUCCUGAUUCCCGAAAGACAGUCUAUGCUAUUUUGAAAUUCUCUGCUCCGAUCCUGACCGAGGGGUAUCUGGCGUUCCUGGGGCUGAUGACAAACUAUCAAAAGUCCCCUGUCAUGCGCCGAGAUGAGCCGGAUAUAUGUCAAGCUGCGAAAGGACUGCAGCGUUUGAGAAGUGUGAAUAUCACACACGAUUACGAUGCAGCAGGUGUUCUUUUUUUGGGUCAGAUUAUGUACGUGUUCAAUGUACUGACGGCGCCAUAUUCCAACACGGCCCACUCGAUUGUUCGGAGCGCGCUCAUGUCGACUGAACAAUGGCUUCCGAGGCUGGUCGAAAUACCUAUCCUGGACGGAAUAACUAUGACACCGAUUUUGAUUGAUACAGUCGAGUGCUUAGUGCACCGUGAAAUUCCUAUUAUACGGCUAGAUCAUCAGCGUCGUAUCAUCGUCGAUCGCUAUGCCGGCCUCUGUGCGACUCUUCUUCCUCAUCUCUAUGACAUCUGCGAAUGUACCAAUGCCUUGAAGCGAAAUCCGCCUGCUGCGGGAUCUGCGUCCCAUUCGGCUAUUCAUGAUCGACUGGACGAGAUAGAGGAGACAAUCCGACGAUGGCAUCCCCGAACGCCAGCUCAGUUAUUUGACAAUUACGGCCAAAAUGCAGUUCUAGCAAUGGUGACCCAAGCGAACAUGUAUCGUCUUGGGGCUUUAUUGGUCCUUCACCGAUUACGUUUUCCGCUAGGAGUCGAGGACGAGCCCGCACAUAAACUGGCAAAUGGCAUAUUUUCCGAAUUGUCAUUUUUUGCCAAGUCAGUCACUAAUGACGCAAGCGCUUUUCCUGUAGUGUUUCCCCUGACAAUGGCUAUGCUGGAGAUUGAAGGACCUGGAGAAGUUUUACUUGAGCGCCUGUCUUAUUUCACGGUGCAAAGUGCAAGUGCGUUGCGGCUGCAGGAGUUUGUGAAACUGGUCAGGUCAUCGAAGGAAACGGGAUAUGAGGGUAUUUGGUUUGACUUGGUUGACACUCAUCUUGGCGUUGCAAUGCCACCAUAA
Penicillium paradoxum is the source of this 1470-nucleotide messenger RNA. RefSeq lists its product as uncharacterized. Lineage: Eukaryota; Fungi; Ascomycota; Eurotiomycetes; Eurotiales; Aspergillaceae. The record is from RefSeq and is a predicted model, not a curated record. The coding region runs from base 1 to 1470 and encodes 489 amino acids. The transcript has a single exon.